Molecule: messenger RNA, 2679 nt
Organism: Lactuca sativa (garden lettuce)
Lineage: Eukaryota; Viridiplantae; Streptophyta; Magnoliopsida; Asterales; Asteraceae
Source: RefSeq, a predicted model, not a curated record
ACCACGUGUUUGCUUCACCGCUUUCUCUUCCGGUCAUAUUUGGAUUUGUGUACAUGGUCACCGCCCCAACCUUCUCUCAUCUCUUUAGAAGCGUAAUCAAUUACCAUUCUUUCUAGAAAAACCUACUCCUCCAUCUUCUCUCUUCCAUUUCGUCUCCACCCAUCACCGCUCCCUCCACCAAUACUUUUCUUUCACUUUCAGUUGUAUGUUUCUGUCUUCUGUCUAUACAGCCACCAGCAACCCAUUGCCGAUGCAUCGCCUGCGACACAUCCCCCAACGCACCACCAUCAACUCCCCUUACUGUCACAGACCAUCGGUCUGGUCGACACUAGAUGAUCACAAUCUCAUACCUCCCACUAACUAUUUACCCCCACUAGCACAUCUAUAUAAAAAAUGAUAUUGGAGGGUUUCGAGUAUGGUUACUUCGUCAUUUGAUCUUAGGUGCAUCGAAUGGAACGAAACCCCUAUUUCUAGGAAUGUAAUAGGUAUCUGUUUCGUUUUCCUUUUUACUAAUUUUUUUUCCACUAAUUUUCUUUUGAUUGUUUUCUCUUUAACUCUCCACUGUUGGAACUGACACGGACGAUGUACAUAUGCUCCGGUUAUGGACCCAUUUUUUGAUUUUUAGAUCAAACUAAAGUUUGUAAAGAAAUGAAAGUAACAUGACCGCCUCUUUAAUCCAAUCGAUUAUCGAUUGCGAAUGUGGUGUGUUUCGAGUUCUUCUCGACCAAUUGCAUCAGUUGUGUCUCUUUACCCUAUUUCUCGGGUUUUCCCGGUAACUUCAAUUCACCAGAUGUACCUCACACCACUUUCUUUAUUCUUUUAUGUUUUAUUAAAUCGAAUGUCAUCAGGACACCUCGAUUUCUUGCAACUCCAUCGAAAUAUCAGAGAUGGUCGACAACAUAUCAAAUAUUUCAAGGACUUAUUUACUUGAACAAAAGAAACUAGAAGAUUAUUCAUGAUAAUUUGAAGCCUGUAAAUGUCCUUUUUGAUGAAUUUGGUGUUGCAAAAGUAACUGAUUUUGGACUUAGUAAGAUUGUAGAGGAUGAUGUUGGAUCCCAAGGCAUGGAGCUUACUUCUCAGGGUGCUAGAACAUAUUGGCUAACUCAAAAACAGAAGAAACUGCAUCAGGUGUAGCAACUGGGAUGAUUUUAUCUCUGCGUGAAAGUCUCGAGAACUGUAAAGAUAAUCUUGCCACAUGCCAAUUAGAGCUUGAAGCUACAAAGUCAGAAAUUCAAAAGUGGCAUUCUGCAUUUCAGAAUGACUCCUACAUUACAAUAGCUAGAAAAAGCAAAGAAAAGGGAAGAUGCGUUUAUAGUAACCAUUGCAAAGCGGGAACAGGAGAUAUCAGAUUUAAAUGUUUUUUUUUCAAAACUAUUCAUAUUCAGUCUGUAGUUUGGGAAUUAAGAUCACAACUCAAGCCUCCAUCAAUGCAGAUCCGUGUGUCAAUAUAUGAUCAGGAUAUGGUUCUGGAACCAUUCCUGUUGAAAUUGAAGGGCAUAUUGAUGUAGUAUAGCAUCUCUUGAGUAAUUCCCUAGAGAAGUCUGGAUGACAGUCCAUGGGAUGGGCGUAACAUCAUUUUCUUUCCUCUACAAUAAUUAGAGGAUUAUUCUAAUAAGGCACCAACUAUGAGAUUUGUAUGUCGUUUGUUCCACCCAAAUAGUAAGUACAACCAUAACUCUAUAAGAAACAAUUUAUUAUUUUUAUGCAGUGUGUUUGGACAUCUUGCAAAAUCAAUGGAGUCCUAUCUAUGAUGUUGCUGUUAUUCUCACCUCCAUCCAAGUAACUUUCUACGAUUUUUUUUCCUGCAUUAUAUUAAUGAUAUACUCAUGGGUUGUGUGUAUAGAAAUGGAAAUUGAUUUAUUAAUUCAUAGAAAGUAAUUUUCUAUGAAUUUUUUUAUCAAUUCCCAAAUAUCAAAUGGUUAAAAAGUUAAAAUUUUAUAAUUUUCAAAUGAAAAAAAAAAUACCCAAAAUAUUAGGGUUUUUCUUUCAUUUACUCUUUUUUAACUACAAUUUGUCAACAGUAUGAUGUUAUUUUAUCUUAUAAAAAGUAAAAAUAAAUAAAUAAAUAAUAUUAACAAUAUAAAUUUAUCUUUUAUUAGUAGAUAAAGAAAUAAACAUAGAGAUUUCCUGCCAUGAAACCUCAAACUGAAAGGCAGAAAUUGGGGGCAAACUAGUCUUUAUAGCUUAGUGACAAGAGAAGCUGACCUAGCACAAGCUUUGGGACUGAUUCUUUUAUAAUUUUAUUCCAUUGUUAUUUCUUUCGUUAUACAUAUAUUUUAGCAAAAGGGUGAUUGGAUUCAUUCAUUGACAAAGGGUUUUAAUAGGAAUUUAAUACAUACAGGUAAGGUAAUGAAGUGAGCAAGGCUCCAUAGAUACAAAGGUUGGUCACACCAUCGACAUUGCAAAGAAAGAAGGCAAGAUUUGCUGACAAUAAGAAGAGGAUUGGAAAGGCGAGCCUCCAGAUUACCAUCUAUUGUUACAUAAACACCUCUGUAUGCAUGGAUACUAUUUAAGAGUGUUAGAUCUUGAUAUAACAUUUUGUUAUGUAACUGAGUUUUCUGUUCUGUUUUUAGUUAAGAUUAUAUGCCCAACAGUGGAUAACAUGUUGGAUUCUUGAAUCUCCUUCAAGAAUGAGGCUCAUAAACACUUAAUUAGAGUCAACACCAACGAUUCCUUUUC